GACUCCGCGGAUGAAGACACCACAUCAUCGACUUGCAAAAAGGACGAUUCCUGUGAUGUAACCUCUAUUUUCGCUCAGAGGCGUCGACAAACCAUAUACGCGAACAUGGAAUACAGAGCUGAGGAGCAGGAACGCAACACCACGGAACAUUUAAUUAGGCGAACAAAUCCCGAAUAUAAAGCAGCAGAGCAGGAGAGCGACACAAUAGGAAAUUCAAUCAGGCGUUUGAAUCCGGAGUAUAGAGUUGAGGAGCAAGGACGCAACACUGCGGAAUGCUCCACCAGACGGACGAAUCCCGAAUAUAGAACCGCAGAGCAGGAGCGCGACACAAUAGCACAUUCAAUCAGGCGUUUGAAUUCGGAGUAUAGAGUUGAGAAGCAGGGGCGCAACACUGCGGAACACUCCACCAGACGGACGAAUCCCGAAUAUAGAACCGCAGAGCAGGAGCGCGACACAAUAGGACAUUCAAUCAGGCGUUUGAAUCCGGAGUAUAGAGUUGAGGAGCAGGGACGCAAUACUGCGGAACACUCCAAUAGAUGGACGAAUCCCGAACAUAGGACCGCAGAGCAGGAGCGCGACACAAUAGGACAUUCAAUCAGGCGGUUUAGUCCGAAAUAUAGAACUCAGGAGCAGGAGCGCGACGCAAUGGAGCGUACUGUACGACGCCAGAAUCCAAUAACCAGAGAAGAAGAAAGGCAACGAGAUGCAGAUAUGAACGACAAUGUGCUWUUCGUGGAGCAGUAG
Molecule: messenger RNA, 744 nt
Organism: Bactrocera latifrons
Lineage: Eukaryota; Metazoa; Arthropoda; Insecta; Diptera; Tephritidae
Product: DNA-directed RNA polymerase subunit beta''-like
Exons: 3
Source: RefSeq, a predicted model, not a curated record